Messenger RNA from Sparassis crispa, 3501 nucleotides. Its product is annotated as TBCD protein. The transcript has 21 exons. The record is from RefSeq and is a predicted model, not a curated record. The coding region runs from base 1 to 3501 and encodes 1166 amino acids. Gene Ontology annotation, biological process: tubulin complex assembly; post-chaperonin tubulin folding pathway; microtubule cytoskeleton organization. Gene Ontology annotation, molecular function: GTPase activator activity; beta-tubulin binding. NCBI's taxonomy places the organism in Eukaryota, Fungi, Basidiomycota, Agaricomycetes, Polyporales, Sparassidaceae.
AUGGAGGAGAAUACCGCAGACGGGAGAAUAUACGCGACUUUCGAACAACACCAACAAUACCAGGAUAUUCAACGAUCUUUAUUAUCAUGCAAUGUGUUACAGGAACCAACCAAGGAGGACAACAGCACAGAAGUGCUACUUUUGAAGAGAUUAUCCGAUAUCCUCAAUGAAUACCAGGAGCAACCAUACCUGCUCGACCCUUUUCUGGAAUGUUUGGUUUCUCCUGUAGUGGAGAGCUUAAAGACACACGCCAGAACCUUGGUUAAGGCUCCUGAGGAAAAACUCCCCGGUCUCAGAGUUGGACGAAUCGCUCUUUUGCUGUACGAGUACACGAAAUUUCGCGGAUACAAAAUAAUCACUAGAUUCUUUCCUCACGAGAUUGCCGACGUAUCAAUCGCGUUGGACUAUGUUCUCUUGCCAAACAGCCCUGCCAACGAUCCGUCUCAGUGGCACCUGCGAUAUGUUGUUCUGCUAUGGCUUUCGCUCAUCUGCAUGAUACCGUUUGAUUUGGAACAAUUUGACGAGCGUGACAAAAUUGGGGAGACUGCUCAGAAGAUCGAGCGUUUAGGACGUUCGUACCUAUGCAAGGCAGGCUUAGAGCGAGAGGGUGCAGCCAUCCUGUUGUCUAGACUGUACAUGAGGCAGGAUAUGACUGCGAAACUGUCCGAAUUUCUCCAGUGGUCGUUAUCAGUUAUCCAAGAACCAGCAGAUCCCUUCACGUCCUUAGGGCUUCUGCAAGUUUUGUGUGAAGUCGCGAAAUCUGGAUCUGUUGAACAAGUCAAGGCACAUCUGUCAUCACUCCUCAAUGUCGUACAGCUUGUGCAGGACCACAACACGCUGAUGAACGACACGGUUGUCAGGAAAAUGCGAGUGAAGCUGGCCUCUCGCAUCAUCUUGCGCCUUCUACCCGCUGGCGUCGCAACUCGCAGUAAAGGCCAUGUCUUGCCAUCUGCAUGGGCAUCCGAGAGCGAGUCAUUGCGUGAAAAGGAAGAUGAAGACUUCGAUGUGCCAGAAGAAGUCGACACAAUAUUGGAAGACCUAUUCCGAGCGGUACAAGACAAGGACACAGUAGUUCGAUGGUCUGCAGCAAAAGGGAUCGCUCGCGUUUCUGAACGUCUACCUGUCGAAUUCGCGGAACAGGUGCUUCAAACCAUCGUGGGUUUAUUCUCCAUUCACUCUAUUGCUACUGCAAGCCUUUAUGACAUGCCGACUGUUGCGGAAAGCACUUGGCACGGUGCAUGCCUCGCGUGUGCGGAGAUGGCGCGUAGAGGUCUUGUACCCGAUGACAAGCUUCCGGAGCUCAUAGGGUGGUUGUCCAAAGCUUUGUACUUCGAUAUACGCAAGGGUGCGCAUUCAAUCGGCUCGAAUGUCCGCGACGCUGCGUCAUAUGUCCUCUGGUCACUUGCGAGAGCUCAACGAGUUGCGGCACUAGUUCCGCAUGCAGAGACUCUGUCACACCGAUUGGUAGUUGUUUCCCUAUUCGACCGUGAGAUCCAUAUACGCCGUGCUGCAAGUGCGACGUUUCAGGAGUACGUCGGACGGACGGGUCUUUUCCCUCAUGGAAUUGAUGUUCUACGUAAGACUGACUUUUACGCCGUCGGUGUUCGCCGAAAUGCAUUUUUGACCGCUGCACCGGAGGUGGCAGAGCACACAGAAUACCGCCCAUCCAUGAUUACCCACCUUCUGACAGUUACACUACGACAUUGGGAUCCUACGAUGAGGGAGCUCGGAGCCCAGUCACUUCGGUGUAUCUGUCAGCUAGACCUCGCUUCUCUUGGCCCGAGUUCUGUGCAGAAGGCCUCUCAUAUAUUACCUGGCCCAGAUGCAAGUGAUAUACAUGGAGCUUUGUUGGCUCUGAAAGACAUAGCUUCUGCGUAUAGCGAAUCAAAUGAGCGACACGACUGGGAGGCAGAACGUCGUCAGGUAUUCGCACAUCUGUCUGAAGUUCCGCUACGCAUAGUGCAAUCAGCGCGGCAUGAAUUGGUCACUGCGACUGCCUGCCAGCUGAUCGCCAGUAGCAUCUCCGCGGUUGAGAUUCAGCUGGACCAAAGCACGGUGCCACAUUGGCGUCAGAUCGUCGAUUAUGGUCUGAAGAGUAAGAGCAGUGUCGUACAGGAAGCCGCAGCUACCUCUAUGGCUGCCUGUUCUCACUCGUGGUCCGCGUUUACGUUUAUCCUAGAUUUCCACUCUGCUUCAAUGUCAAUGCAUCAAAGCGUGAGCAGGAUGUUGGGCGUGCUGGAUUAUAACAUGAACUUUACUUCUAUCCCAUCCGCUAUUCAAUGCUUGUUGGAUUGUGUGGACCGCUCGGUACCUGCGAAUAUGUUGGAUAUUGAAACCAGGCGUAAUGCCUACACAUCUAUGUCACAGAUCAUCAGCAACGUUGCUGAAAAUAUUACUAAAUAUCUGCCCCCUACAAUCUUCCACCAGAUUAUGAAGGCCUUUCAAGAUGGCCUUACCGAUUACAGUGUAGAUGAGCGAGGAGACGUUGGCUCUUGGGCCCGGAUAGCCUGUGUGAGAGGACUCACCAGUACCACAGAGGUUCUCUUCACACGAGUCCCACCGAAUUUCGCCGAAUAUCUUCCAGCGACGACAUACCACAAUUACAUCGGUGGAAUAUUGAAACAAGGUGCGGAAAGGCUCGAUAAUGUCCGCCAAGUAGCUGGAGAGUGCUUCGUCCGUCUGCUCUUGUUGCCAUUGCCGACGAUCUCCAACGCAGACGAAUGGCGCAUUCAAGGUGAUAUCAUGAUGAAGGAACUCUUCCUCAGUGACAGCGAAGUGAUCGGUUGGAACGACAGCCUUUGGCUAUUCCCCAAAGUUGUCAUGUUGCUGGAUAUAGAAUUGUACCGCGACGCGAUACUUGCGGGACUUAUCUUGAGCGCAAGUAGCAAGACAGCCAGCACACAACGCCCAGUGUCUUCGGGCCUUGUGACUUACGCAAAUGCACUCCCUGUCGCAAUGACUGCGAGGGAUACCUACGACCUUUGUGGCUUUGCCAGAGAUCUUGUUGCUCAGGCCCAACGCAACGUCACAUCGAACACUCGCUUAAUACCUGUAUUACAAACUGUCAAUAUUCUGUUAGAGGCGAAUGUAUUCGAUCGACUUGGCUCGGACUCUGCUGGCUUGGACAGCUUGCAACAGCUUCUUUUGAUCACAACCAAGAACAUUUCUCGCCUCAAGAACCCGCUACGAAUCAUGAUAUCUAUGAGAAUCGUAAUCAAUCUAUGGACUAUAUCUCAACUGCGAGCUGCUUGUAGGAGCCAUUUCGCGAGUUUCCUGACACAUCAAUAUCCAAAGGUCCGAUCGGAUACUGCAGAAUAUCUCUACCUCAUCCUCCAAAGCAGAGACCUUGGAUUCGAGACCGAUGAUGCCGAAACUAUCCUUCUUGAGACGGAAUGGAUGUCAAGCGACUCUUUGUCUAUCCAAGGCGCGGCACAGCGGAGUGUUGAGCUGCUUUCAGCAGAUACUGAUCACUCUAUAUCAUACUGCGCAUACACUUAUUAG